AGUCACAGUUGUGAAAUAGCUCGAAUGCGGCGGGCAAUUUUCAAUUUUCUCUAAUUUCUGAUAUAACAAACGAAAAGACAGCAAUAAAUGUAAUAUAACUAUGGCUUCCGGCAGCAAGCAACCAAAUCUUGAGACCCAAAUUAUACGACUUGGUGAAAAACAUAAUAUAGCACAGCUUCAGGUGUUGAUCGAUCAGACUUCAUCAAAGCAGCUCACUACCUUACUUGGCAGCAAAUUAGGUCGCCAUGAUUGCACUACGCUAUGGAAUUACCUACUACAGGGUUUCAAUCCCAACAAUUUUGAUUCUCGUGAGAAACGCUUUGCCUGUGUCAAAUGUUUUCUCGAUGGCCUAUUAAAAGUCGAGCUAACCUAUAAACAAAUGUAUGACUUGAUAACACGGCUGUGUCAAGAUCUGAAUACAUUUUCCAGCGAACAUCUGGUAGAAAUAUUGGAACAUUGUAUUGAUGGCUUGCGCAUGGGCGAUCCAAAGUGUGUGGGCUGGAAAGAUUUGCUGCCGGAGACAUUACAUGUUCUGGCAACUUUGCCCCAGUUGAGUGUAAAUGGGAUUUCGAUGAGUGGCAGUGAAUAUAGGGAUACUACUGUGAAGAAUUUAUGUGCCAUGAAGUGGCCCACAGAGGUUAUGACUCCAAUAGCGGAUAUGUUUAAGGAGAUUCAUUUAACACCUAGCGAAACAGUUACGGUUCUCAAUAAAUUUUCUGGCUCCUUGCAAUCCUUGUCGCCGGAUGCCUUGCCCGCCUUGAGUUAUCAAUUGUUUUCAAUGUGUUCCACAGCCUCUCAGAUAAUCAUACCGAUUUUGGCUUUGGAAAAAUAUUUUCAUCGUUUUUAUUAUAAGAAAUUAUUUGACGAUAUGAGCAGCAAUUCCACUGAUUUUGACAGCAUAGAUGCAUUUUCUGAUCGUGAACUUAGAGAAGCAGAGGAAACUAUACUGCAUCAUUUGAAUUAUUGCACCCAAUAUAAAAUAAAUGAAAUACAAAUGUCCAUAGUACUGCGUAAUUUCGUUGCCAUGCCGGAUGUUGUUCUAACACCUUUUGUUUUAAGUGCCAUACUGUCUAUGACCUCUGCCAAUCGGGAGCCAGAUUCCCGUUUGUCGUCUUCUAUCCUUCUACCCUUUUUGCGUACUGUUGUCAAACACAAUCAAGACGAAAGUGCCUUAUCCGAUUAUUCAGUUUGGUGUCGCGAUAGCUUGCAUCGCAAACAAGUGAAUUUGGAACAAAUAUUCACAGUGUUAAUAGACCAAAAUAAGGAUGGCAAAGAUACAAUAACCCCCGGAUUGGUUAAUCUAUCAUUUGUUCUAUUGAAAGCCAAGAAUAGUCCACAAUUAAAUGAAUUGGCUACAGGAUUCCUAACCAAAUUCAUAAGAAAAAGAUUUGUUUUUGGCCAAGGCAUUGUAAGGAAAUUGGCCGAAUGGAUGGUGGUUGAGCAAGAGCAAAAUCAAUAUGCGGAAUGCCUAACAUUGCUGAGUGUGGCCGACACAUUUACUGUUUCCGAAUGUGUAAAGACCAUAAACUAUGUCAUGGAUUACUUUCUUUGGCUUCCAGGCGAUCAAGCCAUGCGCAUGAUGUCUUUCAUUUUGCCAAUUCUAAAAAUAUCUGCCCUAGUUAGAGAUGCUUUCAUAGAAAUUCUACGUAAAGCUAUGAGUUCUUGCGAAAUGGGAACUCGACGCAUGGCAGUCUAUGGUUUUUGUAUGAUUCUAAAACAGCUUAACAACAGCAACUCUCAACGCUCGCAAAUGAGUGUAUCGGGCAUGUGCACCCAGCAUAGUAUUUCUGGUAUCUCGCUAAUGUCACAGACAACAUUGGGCAAUCGUAAUAACCCCCAAAGGCAUUUCGAUAUGUUAACCUUGGAAAUUAUAGGAGUGUUGAGAAGUUGUUUCCAUCAGACGCUGGACAUAAAAAUAUGUUUAUAUGAAAAUUUACAACGAGCGGUUGAAUUGAAUCCGAAAUUGGUUCCUCACGUCCUGCAGUUUAUAGAUUGGCAUUUUCGUUCUUUCUUUGUGGCUCCCUUGGAAGAGGAUGAGGAAAAUCAAUUUUCGGUGAAAUUUGAUAAAGUUGUUGCUGCCAAAGAUUUCCAGGAAAGUGAAAUCGAAAUUUAUGAUAAUUUGGGCAAGCUGAUGAUAUUUGUCAGCCACUGUUUGGUAAUAUUUGAGAAAUUUGAAAACGAAUAUGACACAAGAGAAAUUAAACGUUUGCUAAAGUUAUGCAUGGAAAAGGUUAUUGGAAAGCAGAUAAAAUUUGAGAGUAUGACCGGUUCCUUAACUCAUCUCAAAAAUGAGCUAAUUAUGCAACAGCUGAAUUUUAUUGAAGGUCUAAUGGCCCAUAGUUUGUUGACUUCAAAACAAACCAAUGAGAAUGUCAAACAACUACUGCCCCUUUUCAAGGAGCAUGAGCUUUUGACCGAGGGCCUAAAGUCUUUGUCACACAAAAAAGGACAAAAGAAAACCAAAGCCAAUAAUGACAAUGAAAUUUCCAAUGUUACCAUCAAUGGAGUGCCGGUGAGAAAAAUUCUAUCAAAAGCAGAAAAUAUAUGGGACUUGGGCACAAUUGAAAGAUUCUUAAGGCUGUUACACGAGGACAUUGUGCCUUUUGCUCCUCGCCAUGAAACCUCAGCCUUACGUUCCAGAGUUUCUUUGGUCAACUAUGUGCUAGAGGUUGCCGCUGCUAAGGUAGCCCAAAUUCGCCUAGAGCCUGCCUAUAAACAAUUAUCUCACAGCAAACGCACUUUGAAAUAUCUAACAGACAUCACUAAAGUUGUCUAUGAGCGUUGUGUAAAACGCUUACCCGAUUUAUGGCGUAAUUUUGAUAUGCAAACUGCCUCAUUGGCCAUGGAAUGUUUUCGCCAAUGUGUGCAGACGGCCAAUGAAGUGUAUAAAGCAAAAUUUCAAACGAUUUUCAUCAAAGGUUUCGAUUUUCAUAUGCUAGACAAGAGCAAGGAAUGCAUAUCCGUACUGCAGGACGUUAUGGAUGAGUUUAUGAAGGAGGAAUUUGCCGAUGACCAGAAUCCCAACGAAUCGCUUAUGAGUGACACCAAUGGGCGUAAAAUUCCCCCCAAUAUUCUCUUGAGUUUGGAAGUUCUAUAUGAUAAUAUAUCAUUUGGUAAUCGUAUGACCAUAGAGUCUUAUAAUUGGUUGCUGAAAUUCUGUAAAAACUAUGAAGUGAAUGCCAAAGAAAUGGGUAUUGUUCAUAAGCUAUUAUUCAAACAGAGACAAAAAACUCAUUCAGGGGCUUUCUUUCAAUCGAUACCGGAACAUUUGGCAAAAAUAUGGUCACACAUCAAGGAUGAAGAAGCAGAACCGGAUGCUGCAAGCCAAGUUAUUUUGCAACUGAAAUCCAUAACUGAGGCUACAGUUGAGUCUUGCCUACAUCAUUUGUAUGAUUCACUGCGUAAGCAAAUCGAAGAUGUAGACUAUUUCAUUAUUAAGGCCAAUAAUUUGGCCUACAAGUGUCGCAUUGUACCGGAAGAUGAUCGUGACUUUUGUUUGGCCUCCCUUAAAUCACUGGAGAGAUCCAUCUCCCUGCAAUUGGUACAUAUAUCCAAUACAUUACGUAAUUUAACCAAUGUCUGCAUACCUUUGGGAAACUCUAUGGAUGGUCUGAUGAAGCUGCUCAUGCAACAUUAUAUAUGUUUGAAAAAUCUAACAAAACAUUUUCUAAAUUGUUGUUCUGGUGGUGUAAAAGUCUCCAUACAGGGAACAAAAUUCGAUUCUUUGCUGCAUGUUGUGGGUAAACCAUUGCCCUCCAACAUCUAUGCUUUAAUCACCUACAUAGAGAGCAACAUAUUGGAAGACAAUGCCAAAAAGAAGUCCAACCCACAGGCUGACAAAGCCAAGGUGUUGCGAGAAACCAAAUUUAUACCCAAAAUUAUACUUUGCAUUGAGAAUUUUAACAAACAUGUCAUACUAUUGGCCAAGAAGACCAAUGAUCGUUUAGCCAAUUUCCUACACUUUGGUACGGUAAGAGAUUUUCGCAUUAAAACUUCGGAUUUGAAAGCUGCCAUAGAUCGCACCUUGUCGCACAGCAGUCAAAUUGAGGCCAGCGAAAGUGGUGAUGAGGAGGCAGAUGAGGGUCCUGCAUACGAAGUUGAAGAUAGCAAUGAAACUAUUCUUCGAGAACUGGAAGAUGAUGUCAGGGAGUCUCAAAUAGCUGCCAACAAGGAAAACAUUGGCGAUGUCAAUGACCCCGAAGAAGAUAAUGAUGAAAGAUCUUCGCGCAGCAGAAGUUCAACUCCCUCCAGUGUCAGUACCAAAACAAAAAAAUCACAAAAGAAACCAGAAACUAAAGCAUCGAAGAAAAAAGAGGAAACUAAAAAGGCGGAGACGUUAGAGAAGAAAACAGGCAAAAAGGCUGGUGUUUCCCAAAAGGAUAAACCAAACAAAAAACUCCAGCCUGUUGUUAUUGACGAGGAAUUGGAGCCAAAUAAUGGCGAUAAUACUUUUAUUUCCCCCGAAGAUGCCGAAACCCUAGAGCAUGAAAGUGAUCGUGAUUCUUGCACUCAGUUAAUGAAAAAUCUGGCCAAAAUAAAUGCCAAAACGGCCAAGAAACGUUCAUUACGCGAGUCGGAACAACAAGGAGAUCCUGAUGUUUUAUGUGCACCACCUUUAGAGCCGCUACCUAAAAAGUCCAGACGUGGUCGUAAGAAAUAAGUUUUGUCAAUUAAAAUUUUAUGUUUUCCAUUUCUCACUUUCGCUUGAUAUAUAUGUGUGUAUGUAUUGAGGUAUCUAUGUUUGAUGUAUGUAUAUUUGCAUAUAAUAAGUUAUGUAUAUUUUUCCGUUUUAUUUCCGGUUUAAA
Messenger RNA from Stomoxys calcitrans (stable fly), 4805 nucleotides. It is a transcript of the gene FANCI, whose product is annotated as Fanconi anemia group I protein. Gene Ontology annotation, biological process: DNA repair. The transcript has 14 exons. Gene Ontology annotation, molecular function: DNA polymerase binding. NCBI's taxonomy places the organism in Eukaryota, Metazoa, Arthropoda, Insecta, Diptera, Muscidae. The record is from RefSeq and is a predicted model, not a curated record. The coding region runs from base 101 to 4660 and encodes 1519 amino acids.